GCUGAGGCUCCGCGGCAGCGGGAGGAGGGACGAGUUCCCGGCAAGCUGCUGGGACAAAGGGGCCCGCCGGGGGCGGGGGGCGACGGCGCUGCCCCUCGGGGGCUGGGCUCCCGGCCCUCCCUCGCUCAGCUCCGCACAGCCCGGCGAUCCACUGCAGCUGGAAGCCCCUAGAAGGGCCCCUUGGCCGCAGCUGUCUGCCGGGAAACCGGGUGGGAAAGUCCAGACACCCCCUCCCCACCCCCACUUCCCGCUCCGGGUCUCGGCGCCCGCCGGCUCCUCCUCGCCCGGCCUGCUCUGCACGCUCGCCGCGGGCCCCUGGGGCAAGCGGACGGAUGUCCAUGGACAUGGGGAUGGUAGACGGUGGCAAGGUGGCCCCAGAGGCCCCACAGCCCACCCGCAUCGAUGUGCACAUCCACCAGGAGUCAGCUGUGGCCAAGCUCCUGCUCGCUGGAUGCUCUCUGCUGUGGCCUCCAGCCCCUGCCACAGCCACCAACACCAAGACCCCAGGCAGCAGCCGGCUGCUGGUGGCCUCCAGGGUGGUACAGAUUGUGCUGGGGGUCUUGAGUGGGGUCCUGGGAGGAUUCCUCUACAUCGUCCACUCCCACAUACUCUUCUCAGGAGCUGCCAUCUGGACAGGGGCUGUGGCUGUGCUGGCUGGAGCUGCUGCCUUCAUUUACGAGAGACGGGGUGGCACCUGCUGGGCCCUGCUGAAGACCCUGCUGACACUGGCAGCGUUCUCCACAGCCAUUGCCGCCAUCGUCAUUGAGGCCAGGGAUUUGGGGCCUGACUUGUUUUCUGGAGAUUAUGUCUGUAACACCUCCCCCCAGAGGAGCUGGGCCACCCAGGUCCCCGUCACUGAGAAUCCAGAAGAAGUCAGAAGGCUACACCAGUGCCUCUCCUACGUGAACAUGCUGGCGGCCCUGAUCAUAAGCCUUCAUGCCAUGCUCUUGGGUGUCUGGAUCCUGCUGCUUCUGGCAAGUCUGGCUCCUCUGUUUCUGUUCUGCUGGAGAAAAUUCCUGCAUAAGGAGGAAAGAGACCAGAAGAAUCUGCUGGAAGUAAGUGGGAUCUAGCUCUGCCUCUCCUGAGCAUGUGUGCCUGGUGCUCCAGCACUGGGUGUCCCUUCACCUGGCUCCUGGAAGAAGAACCAGACCGGGCAAAAGGGACUGUCCAGUCACCCCCACUGUCCUUCCUCCACGACCACGGCCACUGCCCUGCUCCACCCAACCAUCAUAGCGGUGCUUACUCUUUCCUUGCUCACCUUCACCAUCCUGAACAGUAAUUUGAUAAUAAACUCGUAUUAUUGCUUCCA
Cynocephalus volans (Philippine flying lemur) is the source of this 1309-nucleotide messenger RNA. RefSeq names its product transmembrane protein 176A (gene TMEM176A). NCBI's taxonomy places the organism in Eukaryota, Metazoa, Chordata, Mammalia, Dermoptera, Cynocephalidae. The transcript is spliced from 7 exons. Gene Ontology annotation, cellular component: membrane. The coding region runs from base 333 to 1070 and encodes 245 amino acids. The record is from RefSeq and is a predicted model, not a curated record.